Molecule: messenger RNA, 2479 nt
Organism: Microplitis mediator
Lineage: Eukaryota; Metazoa; Arthropoda; Insecta; Hymenoptera; Braconidae
Exons: 3
Coding region: 623-2380 (585 amino acids)
Source: RefSeq, a predicted model, not a curated record
AGAUAAGCUUGUAAAACUUAUUCUUAACUACUAUAUUGGUAAUGCCGCCGUGUUUACAUCGAAUUUGAAAGUUUUUAAUCAAAAUGAUGGCCCAUAUCCUAGUCCACAACCUAAAACACAAAAAAUUAUUGUAAACCGUAAAAAUAUUGACGCAGAACCACAAGUUGAAGAAGAAACAUUCAGUUUUAACCCACUUGAUACAGAAGAUGCUGGUUUUGAUGAUAUUAAAACUAUUGAUACUUAUGGUAUAAAAAGUACUAGUAGUGAUCAAAUUGGGACUGCAGAAGAUAAACCAAAAGCCCGUAUUAUAAUAACUGAUAGUUCACCAAAACAAAAAAAAAUAGUAAUAAGCUGUACAAAACUAAAGGAUACUAAUGAAAACACUCUAAAAUCGAAUGAAAAUCAUAAGCCAACAUUAGAAUUAAGAAAACCACGUGGUAAAUAUUUUAAAUCAAAUUCACAGAUCCAACAACGAAAUGCUUUUACAACAAACGUACAAAACUUGCCAUUACUAAAAAAUGGGAAUUAUAUACGAAAUCCUGUUAAUAUAAGAGGAUCAUAUUACUUUGCUACUAACACCUGUGGAUUUGAUUCGAUUAUCCAGAUUUUAUCUUCUAGUGCAAUGGAUAAUCCACAAUACAUGGCUUUUAUUGACGAAUCUAAAAAUAAAGUAUUAAAAUUUGUGAAAUUUUUCGUUGAAAAUGAGCUGUCUGCUACGACGUAUAAAAAUAGAAUCGUACUUCUUGAAGACCUGUUCAGCCAUAAAAUUAAAGAAAUGAUCAAGUCAAAUCAAAUUGACUUAUAUGAUUGCGUGAGUACUAUAUAUAAACAAUGUUUUAAUGAUGUGCCAAGUGGAUGGUUAACACAUACCUGUCCAAACUGUCAUAUAUACACUUCACCUAUAAUAAUAUUACAAGUUAAUCACGAUAUCAUACGAAAAAAUGGCUAUCAUGCCCUACAAGAAGGGUUAAAUAAUGAAUGGACACAGAAGUUGUGUAUAAAAACAUGUUCUUCUUAUUGUAACACCAGAUUAAAUAUUUAUAAUACUCAAAUUUUUAUAGAGUUAGAUGUCCGAGCCAAUGUUGAAGCAUCUCACAGUAUUCCUGGACGGUUGGUAGAUUUUCCAAUAAAUCUUAACUUGAGUGAUGAUCAGUAUCAAUUAUCUGGUGUUAUAGCUAUGUUACCAGGACAUUUCAUCUCAUACUGUCGACGUAUUAAUAAUCGCUGGGAUAAGUGUGAUGGUCUUCAACAGAAAAUAGAGUGUGUAAAAUCUCACACAUCGAUAGAACCUCAAGCUGUUAUAUAUACCAAAAUAUUUUCAAAAAAUAAUCAUAAUCAUGAGAAUUCUACUCGAAAUUAUACCCUAACGAAAGAGCUUGUUAAUCUUACCAAUGAUGAACCUGAAUCACUUAAACAUGAUGUGGCUUCGAAACUACCAAUAACAGACCCUCUUGAUGACUCUGAUACUAAUUCAAGAGACAAUUGGCGUAAUAAAGAACUAAAUAAUAAGGUUUAUUUUGACGGUUCAUUUGACUCGAUUGAAGAAAAUAGUUUUGUCGAAAGCCAAAUUAUAGAUAGCAUUAAGAAUAGUACAUCCUUGGAAUAUCAAUCAGUUUUGAUGCUUCAAGGUGGAAAUAGUAUGUCUGGAAUCUUAAGUUGCAGUGCAUUAGACAUUCCGAGGUAUAUGAAUUUUCUCAAAGAUUCAAGCAAUGAAACUUUUAAAUUCAUAAUCGAUUUUAUAAAUUUGAAAUCGUGUACAGAAAUUUACACUAAGAGAGCUUUGUUAUUAAAAUCAUUGUAUUUUUCAAAAAUUUCAACAAAAUUUCUUAAUAAUGUUUUCACAUAUACAAUAGAUAUACGAGAAACUAUUUUCAACACAUGGGAAACUUGCUUGACAGAUCAAGCUAGCUUGCUUAACGUAUAUAUAUGUAAAUCUUGUGGAUGUUCGUCAUUUUUUACACCAGUUCUGAAAGUUGAUACCAAAUUAAUCAUAAAAAAUGGUUUCAAAGUACUUAAUGAGGCAGUUAAAUACUAUAAACAUCUCAAAAAAGUAAAAUGUCGUCAAGAAAAUUGUUCUAAAUUAUGUUCCGUUACUGUGUAUCCUAAUUAUCAUUUAUUUAUUAAUUUAGAGAUAAUUAAUCGAUAUCAUAAAAAUAUGGAAUGCAAAAUUCGAGAUAUACCAAAAAAAUUGACUUUUGGAGAAGAAGUACAGGAAUACCGAUUAGCAGGAAUUAUAGCACAGAACAAUAAUCUUCCCGUCUCAUAUUGCUUAAGAAUAAAUGGUACUUGGGAAUUAUACAAUGGUUACUCAAAUAUGAUUGUAAUUGUGGACUCUACUACAGUAAUCGAACCUUUGGGUGCAAUAUACACAAUAAGUUAAAAAAAAAGAUGUCUCAUGUAGUCAGUAAAUAUAUAAAUAGUUAUAAUGUAAACAUUAUUUAUACAAAUAUUAUGUAUUAAUAUAUAAAUAAAGUUUAAU